AUGAUGAAACGAUUAUGGUUUGUUGCAAUUUUGCAAUGCAUUUUCAUUUAUCAGAAAAUUUUUUCACAAUUGGUAAAUUUCUCAAAUUCAUCAUUUGCUAUUGAUUAUCAAAAUAAUACAUUUCUGCUGAACGGUAAACCAUUUAGGUAUAUUUCGGGUAGCAUUCAUUACUUUCGCAUACAUCCUCAUUAUUGGGCUGAUCGAUUGAGCCGAAUUCGAGCUGCUGGCUUGAACGCCAUACAAUUGUACAUCCCGUGGAAUUUUCAUGAAGUUUACAAUGGAAGAUAUCUUUUCAAUGGACAACGCAAUAUAUCACGUUUCAUUGAACUUGCUGCAUCCAAUCAUUUGUUCGUCCUUGCAAGGAUUGGUCCAUACAUUUGUGCUGAAUGGGAAAAUGGUGGAUUGCCAUGGUGGCUUACUCAUAAAUACAGCGAUAUUGAUCAAAGAACUUCCGAUAAACGAUUUCUACAAGAAGUAGAACUUUGGUUCAACGUACUCCUACCCAUACUAAAUAAUCACCUGCUUAAAAAUGGUGGUCCGAUAUUGAUGGUACAGGUGGAAAAUGAAUAUGGCAGUCAUAAAGCAUGCGAUGGAGUAUAUAUGAAACGAUUGAGUGAUAUGGUUCGAUAUCAUUUUGGAUCAGAUGUUCUCCAAUAUACCACUGAUGGAUCGGGCGAGAGAUACCUGAGAUGUGGCACGACAUCAGGUGCUUAUCCAACGAUCGAUUUCGGUCCAACAAGUCGGCAAAACGUUAAUGCACAUUUUGCACUGCAACGACGUUACGCACCACACGGACCAUUGGUGAAUUCGGAAUUUUAUCCUGGAUGGCUUGUUCUUUGGGGUCAAAGAAGUCAAAAGUUACCGUCAACAGCAGAAAUGAUUGAUACGGCUGAUUACAUGUAUUAUCUUGGCGCAAAUAUUAAUUUUUACAUGUUCCAUGGUGGUACCAAUUUUGGUUAUUGGAAUGGUGCUGAAACUGCUGCACCGGUAAUAACAUCAUACGACUAUUCUGCUCCACUAACUGAGGCCGGUGAUUUAACACCGAAAUAUAUGGCGAUACGAAAUUGGUUGGCCAGUAAAUCGGAUUGGCCAUAUAAACCAGGCGAUGUACCGCAGGAUAAUUUAAAAAUUGGUUAUGGUAGUGUGAAGUUGAAAAAGAUCUUACCGUUAGGUAAAUAUUUUUGGGAAUUAGUGGGAGAAAGUCGAGAAUGUCGAAGAACAAAAUAUCCACUUUCAUUUGAACAACUCGAGCAUCCAUUUGGCUUUGUGAUAUACCACACAACAUUGAAGUUUGGCGGAACAAAUCUUACAAUACCACUAAUUAAAGAUCGUGGCUAUGUAUUAAUUGAUAGUGAAUUACAGGGGGUGCUGGUAAAUAAAUUUGGGAGCUAUUUCAAGCACUGGAUAGAUUUAAAAGAUGCAAAGGAAGGUGCAAAACUUGGAAUAUUAGUGGAAAAUCAAGGCCGGCAAACAAUUCCAACAAUUAACGAUUUCAAAGGAGAUGAAAGUGGAAUAGGUUUAUAUAUGGGUUAUUUCUAUGCAAAUCGUCUUGCUGAUACUUUUUUUAAUCCAAGUGGAUGGGGCAAAGGACAAGUAUUUAUUAAUGGACAUAAUAUUGGUCGAUACUGGCCAAGUGUUGGGCCUCAGAUAACUCUUUACGUCCCGAAGUAUUAUCUGAGACAACACAAUACGAUCAUUAUAUUAGAAUUGGAACAAUCCGAGAACUGCCAGAAGCAAUUCUGUGCUAUCAGUUUUAUCGAUCAUCCAAUAUUUAAUUUUACUAAAUGA
Acanthocheilonema viteae is the source of this 1788-nucleotide messenger RNA. The record is from the annotation of a GenBank genome assembly. NCBI's taxonomy places the organism in Eukaryota, Metazoa, Nematoda, Chromadorea, Rhabditida, Onchocercidae.